Clunio marinus is the source of this 198-nucleotide messenger RNA. Lineage: Eukaryota; Metazoa; Arthropoda; Insecta; Diptera; Chironomidae. The record is from the annotation of a GenBank genome assembly.
AUGAUUCCUAAUAUGGUUUUAGUCAAUCUCAUCGUUUUAACGCAUCGUUUAAGACCAUCAAAUGUCAAAGUCAUUCAUAAUUAUUGUGUUAUUAAAAAGUUUCGAAAAUGUUUUGAUUUCAAAGAAAAAGAUGAAGAAGGAAGUUGUAUGAGUACCACUUUGGAGACUUUUCUACUCGCAUGGUAUCUUGAUCUUUAA